AUGGCUAUUCAAACCAACAUCAACGAAUCUUUGUCUUCUGUCUUCAUCGAAAAAUAUAAGCAGAACGAGUAUGCGAGUCUGGCGAGAGCAGUUGCCGAUAUGUGCCAACAAGCACUUUCAAAAAAUGGCAUACCCCAUAAAACCCAGAGCCGCGCAAAGGAGCCCGAAAGUCUCCGAAAGAAAAUUGAGCAGCGUGAGCGCAAAAAUGGACGAUACAGAACUCUGGAGGAUGUUCAUCACGAUAUCGUGGAUCUCGCCGGGGCUCGCAUCAUUCUUGAAAGAUGGGAAGAUCGCCAUUUUGUCAAGGAGAUAAUAAAUGAGACGUUCAAAGUUCAGAAAGAGGAGCUCAAGAACGAAAAGAGUGGCUAUGAAGCAGUACAUUAUCGUGUCUACCCUAAGCAAAAUGGGUGGCAGUGCGGUCCACAUACAACGGAGGAGGAGCCCCUUGUUGAAAUCCAAGUUCAGUCUUGGUACAUGGCGCAAUGGGCCAAUGUUGAGCACGAUGCUCAGUAUAAGACAUCUAAGGGGCCGAGCCAAGCGAUGAGCAACAGCCUUGAUCUUUGGCUCCAGUUGUCUAAACUGACCGAAUUCCUUGCCGAACAAACCAAAGCAAUCAAGGCCAAGCAAGAUGCGAAGGACAAACAAAAGUUCAGGGGUAGGAAGCACGUCGGCAACCAUUUGGACAAGUGGUUCUCGGAUGAUGGGAAUGCCGCUGACUGGGCAAAGAAUCAGAAAGAGAUGGGAUCUUCCACAGCUUUAGAAAUAUAUUUGGAUGCUCGUGGAUGGAAGACUCCUGGGUCUCUAAAUCGAUUGCUCUACGAGCACUUUGGGCCUGAGGCACAGGAUGAAUACUCAGAUGUUGCUGCACAAUAUGCGGGAAUCGACUUGAACCGUGUAAUCUAUCUAAUGGACCGGGUAGUCUUGAACUGCGGAGAAAAUUGUUCUGGUGCCUUCGAAAUCCCCAACAAUCAUGAGGUACAUGCCUACAAGAUCCAGGUGAUUUUGAGCACGUUCAUCUGGAUGAACCGUCUCUUUCUGCCAACCUAUGGAUGGCAGCGUUUAUUCACGCGCAUUGAGGACCAAAAGACUGUGCGCGAGGGUAUUCUCUUGCUUGGAAUGAGCGCCCGGCAGAAUUUUGCUGAAGAAAGCUCCUUAGCCGAUGAUGAGGUCAGCAAGCUGAACAGGUUGUGGGAUUGGUUCUACGAAAGUCGUGAUCGACCGAUUAUGUUGGCUUUCACGAUGUCGAACCAGGGGGCUAUUAGAGAUGUUCCCAAAGAAAAGACUGAUCUGCGAAAUGCCCUUCGGCCACUGAUUGCUGCCUUGGGUCGGGGUAUGACUUGA
This is a messenger RNA of Penicillium crustosum, 1341 nucleotides long. RefSeq lists its product as uncharacterized. The coding region runs from base 1 to 1341 and encodes 446 amino acids. The record is from RefSeq and is a predicted model, not a curated record. The transcript has a single exon. Lineage: Eukaryota; Fungi; Ascomycota; Eurotiomycetes; Eurotiales; Aspergillaceae. Gene Ontology annotation, biological process: guanosine tetraphosphate metabolic process.